ACACACAAAAACCCCAUCAAAGGAAUACGACAAGCAUAACACAAGAGAGAGAGUGUUUGUAUUUUUUGUGUGUUUUUUCUUUCUCUCUGUAAACUCUCUCACUCAAUUUUAGAGCUUAACACAGAAACCUUUCCGAUUAAGCAAACCCUUUUUUCUCUCUCUAAAAUCUCGCAACCCCAUUUUCUUGAUUCACUUCACUCCCUCAAAAAACCCUCAAAUCCAUUCACAUUUUAACAUUUCCAUUUUUAGCCAUUAUUCAUUCUAGUUCUUUUACAAAAAGCUUAAAUUUUUACUUUUAAGGCUACCCAUUUGGUAGUGAUUUGCAUUCAAGUUUUGGUUCUUUUAGAUUUUUUUUAGGUCAAAGAUGUUCACUCAAGGACUUGACCCAAAUGCUCUUCGAUGGGUUAAAGAGAAGGAAGUGCCAUUCUCAAACCCUGCAAUGAGAUCUCGAAAUGAUCUUGGUAAUGGAAUGAAGAGUGGCAGUGGAAGAGGGUUUGGGUUACCACCACCAUCAAAAUUCAGAAGUGGCCAUCUUCCUGCUAAUGCUUUCCCUGUAUCAGUUGAGACAUUCGACAGUGGGUCGAAUACUGAUAUGGAUGCCAGCGUUGAUUCGGAGGAAGAAGUUUAUAGUGGGAGGUAUUCAUUGGAUUCAUCACCACAAAACAGUAGAAUCCCCGAUGGUUCUUCUGGGAGAUAUGGGAACGUUGUUCAGAUGCCACGAUCACAAUAUGCGAGUGAUUAUGCAUUCUCUGAUGUUAGUUCAUCGAGAGAAACAUUGUCUGGAAGACAAAGAAUGGGGAGGGAUCCGGUGAUGAGGGGUGCUGCUAAUGUAAGGCAGAGUGGUUUCACAGAGGAUGAAUCAUCGGAUUCGGCAGCUAGCUCAGAAUUCUCUUCCACACAAGUUGGAAGUAGUAUCAAUGGCACUCUUCCAAAAAGUAGGUCUUAUAUGUCAGCAGGGUAUGCUUCUAGUGUACCUUCAAGGAUGAAUGUGCAAAGUUCUGCAGAAAAGAAUGGAAGAUUAUCUGAUGACGAGGACGAAGACGUUCCGAGUGCACCCCCGUUUUGUGGUUCUACUCAAGAGAUAAGACAAGCUACUGAGGAAAUUCCAACUUCUGCAAUCCGUAGUACUCCAAGUAAAUCAGGAUCAAGUACUUUGAAAUCUGCAUCCAGGGAUAAGUUUGAGAACCAUGGCAACGCAAGCUCUGAACAAUUUGUUAGAACUGCUACUGGUUCAGAGGCCGGUGCAUCUUCAAAUCCACAACCACCUCGCCUUCCAACAUUUCAUGCAAGUGCUCUUGGACCAUGGCAUGCAGUAAUUGCAUAUGAUGCUUGUGCGCGUCUGUGCCUUCAUGCUUGGGCAAUGCAGUGCAUGGAAGCUCCUAUGUUUUUGGAAAAUGAAUGUUCUUUACUAAGGGAUGCAUUUGGAUUGCGACAAGUGCUACUUCAACCAGAAGAGGAGCUACUGGUGAAACGCAAUGCAGAGCUUUCGAGUGAGGGUGUUGCACCUAAACCGAAAAAACUUAUUGGCAAGAUGAAGGUGCAAGUGCGGAAAGUCAAAACAGGUCUCGACCCUCCUACUGGCUGUAACAUGUCAUCAAUAAUGACAAACAAAGUUAAGAUGGAAUCUGUGCGACACCACUUCUCCAAUUUACAGUCAAAACUAUCUUCUGGAUGGCACGCUCUUAGGAAAGUUCGAUUUGUACCACAUAUGCCUGCAAAUGGUUCUUUGACACAUAAAAGUUUGGCAUAUGUGCAUGCUAGCACACGCUAUAUACAGCAAGUCUCUGGACUCCUGAAAGUUGGUGUAACGACUUUACGGAACAGUUCAUCCUCUUAUGAAGCCGUGCAAGAGACAUUCUCGUGUUUCUUAAGACUGAAAAGCACAGUUGAAGAAGAUGCCAUUAGGUUGCAGCCUGGAUCUAGUGAAGUCCAUAUGUUUUUUCCAGACAGUCUUGGAGAUGAUUUGCUCGUUGAAGUUCAAGAUUCCAAGGGAAAGCAUUUUGGCCGAGUUCUUGUCCAAGUGGCUGCUAUAGCUGAUGAUCCGACUGACAAAGUACGCUGGUGGCCUAUUUACCGUGAGCCAGACCAUGAGCUUGUCGGCAAGAUUCAACUUUAUAUAAUUUAUUCGACAAGUGCAGAUGACAAUAGUCAUCUUAAGUGUGGUUCUGUAGCAGAGACUGUUGCAUAUGACUUGGUUUUAGAAGUUGCAAUGAAAGUUCAGGGCUUUCAGCAAAGGAACCUAUUAUUACACGGUCCAUGGAAAUGGCUCUUGACAGAGUUUGCUUCAUAUUAUGGUGUAUCUGAGAUUUAUACCAAGCUGAGGUACCUAUCCUAUGUCAUGGAUGUUGCUACACCAACAGCAGACUGUCUUAACUUGGUAUAUAAUCUGUUGGCACCUGUUGUCAUGAAGGGAAAUAGCAAGACUUCUUUAAGCCACCAGGAGAACCGAAUACUAGGAGAGACCAAGGAUGAAAUUGAACAGAUACUCACACUUACUUUUGAGAAUUACAAGUCACUUGAUGAAUCAUCUUUCUCUGGUAUUGUGGAGGUUUUCAGACCAGCAUCUGGUCAUACAGCCCCUGCCUUGGAACCUGCUGUGAAACUUUACAAGCUUCUUCACGAUAUCUUAUCUCCUGAGGCCCAAACUAGUUUCUGUCAUUAUUUCCAGGUUGCGGCAAAAAAGAGGGCUAGAAGGCACCUGUCUGAUACAGAUGAAUAUAUUACACAGAAUAAUGAAGGCUGUUUGAUGGAUCCGAUGACUAUGUCUACUGCUUACCAGAAAAUGAAAACUCUAUGCAUAAAUCUUAGGAAUGAGAUCUAUACUGAUAUACAGAUUCAUAAUCAAAAUAUACUUCCUAGCUUUGUAGACCUUCCAAACCUUUCUGCUUCCAUAUACAGCACAGAGCUUUGCAAUAGAUUACGAGCCUUCCUCAUAUCUUGUCCGCCGACAGGACCAUCAUCACCAGUAGCAGAACUUGUUAUUGCUACAUCAGAUUUUCAAAGAGAUCUGUCAGGCUGGAAUAUCAAUCCUAUCAAAGGUGGAGUGGAUGCAAAAGAGUUGUUCCAUUUAUAUAUUCUUGUUUGGAUCCAAGAUAAACGUCUAUCUUUGCUCGAGUCAUGCAAAUUAGAUAAGGUGAAAUGGUCUGGGGUUAGAACACAACAUUCUACUACUCCCUUUGUUGAUGACAUGUAUGAGCGGCUGAAAGAGACAUUGACAGACUAUGAGGUCAUCAUUUGCCGCUGGCCGGAAUAUACCUUGGUUCUAGAAAAUGCAAUAGCUGAUAUUGAGAAGGCGAUUGUGGAAGCUUUAGAUAAACAAUAUGCUGAUGUAUUAGCUCCUAUUAAAGAAAGCAUGACUCCAAAGAAAUUUGGGCUUAAAUAUGUCCAGAAGCUUGCCAAACGGUCUACAUGCGCCUAUGUGGUUCCUGAUGAGGUUGGAAUUCUUUUAAAUUCCUUGAAGAGAAUGCUCGACAUCUUACGUCCUAGGAUUGAAUCACAGUUCAAAUCAUGGGGUUCUUGCUUGCCAAAUGCUGGAAACACAGCACCUGGUGAGCGACUUAGCGAAGUGACAGUGAUGCUGAGAGCAAAGUUCAGAAACUACCUGCAGGCUAUUGUGGAGAAACUUGUGGAGAAUACAAAGUUACAGAAUGCUACAAAAUUAAAAAAGAUUCUUCAAGAUUCAAAGGAAACUGUGGUAGAGUCUGAUUUAAAAAGUAGAAUGCAGCCACUGAAAGAGCAGUUAGCUAGUACCAUAAUUCACCUUCACACGAUCUGUGCAACUCAUGUUUUCAUUGCCAUCUGUCGAGGUUAUUGGGAUCGAAUGGGACAGGAAAUUUUGAGUUUCUUGGAGAACAGAAAAGAGAAUAGAUCAUGGUACAAGGGUUCAAGGGUGGCUGUUUCUGUUCUAGAUGAUACAUUUGCCUCACAGAUGCAACAGCUUCUAGGAAAUGCAUUACAAGAGAAAGACAUGGAGGCACCAAGAUGCAUCAUGGAAGUUCGUUCUAUGCUAUGUAAAGAUGCUCCUAAUCACAAGGACAACAGUUUUUACUAUUAGGCUAAUCAAUACACAUGUAAAUAAUAUGAUGAUGAGAGAAUUAUGGGGUUAAAAUGAUGAUAACAAUCAAUCAAAUGGAUCGCACCAAUUUUUGUAGCAUGAGUAAGCAACUUAACUGCUCCUAGGAACAAGAUUCAUAUGCUCUUUACUUAGUAGGAGAUGAGAAAAAAAUAGCUGACGUUUUCUAAUAUUGUUAUAUACACAAAAUUGCUAUUCAUUGCAAUACAUUGGUAGGAAUAUAUAGUUUCAUUAGUUUUUUCCAUUCUAUUAA
Molecule: messenger RNA, 4325 nt
Organism: Trifolium pratense (red clover)
Lineage: Eukaryota; Viridiplantae; Streptophyta; Magnoliopsida; Fabales; Fabaceae
Exons: 22
Coding region: 365-4054 (1229 amino acids)
Source: RefSeq, a predicted model, not a curated record